AUGGCAGAUCAAAGACCCAUUAUUCUUUGGGCUCAUCCGAGGUCUCUUUCUACAGUUUUUGAGCGACCGUUUUUUCAAUGUCCUCAAGAGUUCCAUGUUAUCCAUGAACCAUUUGUUCUAAUUCGUCUUGCUUACGAUGCCAAAAACUUUGAAUUUUUGAAUAAAAUUCCGAUGCCUAAACCUACUGACCCGAUCACUUUUAAACAUCAUUUCUCACCUAUUUUUAAUGAAUUUCUUGCCCCUCAUUAUUAUAACGAAGAUAAAACAAAUACCUUAAGAGUUUUUGUAAAAGAGCAUGUAGUUUCCUUUUUAGACGCAUCAGAAGGAACUCAAUUACGAUCAAAGGAAAUUCUUUCAAAAUUUAAACAUACAUUCUUAAUUAGAAAUCCAGAAAAAUCCUUAAAGUCUUAUUACAAAGCUGCAAAUUCUGUAUAUAAAGUUUGGGAUAGAAAUGGCGUACCUAAUUCUGAAAGAAUUGACUUUUUCUCCUCUAGGAAUAUUGGGCUCAAAGAACCAAGAAUUUUUUAUGAUUUAAUUAAGAACGUAACUGGAGAGGAGAUUGCAGUAGUGGACGCUGAUGAUUUAGUUCGAGAACCAGAAAAAAUUUUGAGAAAAUAUUGUGAGAUAGUAAACGUAGAGUUUAAGAAAGAAAUGCUUGAAUGGAAAGCAGAAAAAGUGGAAAUGUGGUAUAAAAAAGAAAUGCCAAAUUUACACCACCUUACAGAUUUGUGGCAUGAGAAUGCAAUGAAAAGCACAGGAUUUGACAAAGCAAUCAAUAAUGAUGAAGAAAUUGAAUAUCCCCAACUUGUUUACGACUUGAUUGCUGAAAGCAAACCUCAUUACGAAUACUUGUUUCAACAUAGAAUUAAAAUUUAG
Messenger RNA from Dentiscutata heterogama, 876 nucleotides. The record is from the annotation of a GenBank genome assembly. Lineage: Eukaryota; Fungi; Glomeromycota; Glomeromycetes; Diversisporales; Gigasporaceae.